Molecule: messenger RNA, 1717 nt
Organism: Dromiciops gliroides (monito del monte)
Lineage: Eukaryota; Metazoa; Chordata; Mammalia; Microbiotheria; Microbiotheriidae
Gene: UNC50
Product: unc-50 inner nuclear membrane RNA binding protein
Exons: 7
Coding region: 517-1296 (259 amino acids)
Cellular component (GO): Golgi membrane
Source: RefSeq, a predicted model, not a curated record
UUCUCCCGGCUUCCUUUGGCUUCGCGUCUCGCGACGUCACAAGGAACCCCCGCGCCUGCAGCGCCCCCACCCCGCGUCCCCAGCGGGGCCCCGAGACUCCUCAGGUCCGGCGGGAGAGUGGGGUAGGAUCGCGGCGACCCUGGGGGAGGCUCCGAUGGUGUCAUUAAUUAUCGGGAAGUGACGGUUGUCAGGCGCGUUAGUCCGCCUGUCGGGGCCUCGGCCUGCAGAGGAGGCAGGCGGCUCGGGGCCUGGGGCGCCCCCGGAGCCCCGGGGCUCGAGCUCGGCCACGCCCACCCCGGAACAGAAUCGGAGGCGGAGCCAGGGGCGAUUAGAGCCCUGGUGCACUUACGGGGGGGGCGGGGCUCGGGAGCGGGCCUCCUGCGGCUACUCCCUCCCCUCUCCAUUCCUGGGAGCCCCCUUGCUACCUGGCUAAGGAACCCCACAGAGUGCGGGCUUUAUUAUUGUGAAGUAAUUGUCAACAGCUAGAAACAGAAGGAAAUGGCUUUUUAAAAAAAGAUGUUACCAACCACGUCAAUGAAUUCCCGAUUACAGGGGAAUGGUGCCUUGAGCUCCAGGGAUGCAGCAAGGCACACAGCGGGAGCAAAGCGCUACAAGUAUCUUCGGAGGCUCUUCCGAUUCAGGCAGAUGGACUUUGAGUUUGCCGCCUGGCAGAUGCUCUAUCUUUUCACUUCCCCACAAAGAGUUUACAGAAACUUUCAUUACAGAAAACAAACGAAGGACCAGUGGGCAAGAGAUGAUCCUGCCUUCUUGGUAUUGCUGAGUAUCUGGCUCUGUGUGUCCACUAUAGGAUUUGGAUUUGUUUUGGACAUGGGAUUUUUUGAAACUAUAAAGCUUCUCCUUUGGGUUGUGUUUAUAGACUGUGUAGGUGUUGGCCUUUUAAUAUCAACUCUGAUGUGGUUUAUCUCUAACAAAUACCUAGUGAAACGACAGAGCAGGGACUAUGAUGUAGAAUGGGGAUAUGCCUUUGACGUUCAUUUGAAUGCUUUCUAUCCGCUACUUGUCAUUUUGCAUUUUAUCCAGCUUUUUUUCAUUAACUAUGUUAUCAUGACAGAUACAUUUAUUGGCUACUUUGUUGGAAAUACGUUAUGGUUGAUUGCUGUUGGUUAUUAUAUCUAUGUAACAUUCCUAGGAUACAGUGCCCUGCCAUUUUUGAAAAACACGGUAAUUCUUUUGUAUCCAUUUGCACCUCUCAUUCUGCUCUACGGAUUGUCGUUAGCACUGGGAUGGAACUUCACACACACACUGUGCUCUUUCUACAAAUAUAGAGUGAAAUAAAAAAAUGUGACUGUUAGCUGUCAACAGUAUUGUUAAAGUGGCUGAGAUUUCUUGUAAAAAGUGUAAAUAAAUUUUAAUUGUAGAUAUCUUGAAAAAUGUAAAGUUUUUGUGAAUUUUUGGAAAUAUUUACAACUUCAUGUUGACUCCACUCACAGUACAUUCUUUAAAACCUCAUGUACAUUUGUGUAAUAAAUAUUUUUAAACCAAAGUGUAAGCCUUUUCGGUUUUGACUAAGCAGUAAUUUUAAGUUAUUUUUUGGGAAGCAUUUUGAUUUUUACCCUUGCUUAACAGUAAUCUCCGUACUUCAGAAUUUCAAGGAUCCUUGAUUUUAUUGGUGAUCUCUAUCACAGAGCAAACAACUCUGCCUUAAUAGGCACUGAGAUCAAAAUCUUUUAUUAACCUGGUGGCUUAACCCUUGGUU